Molecule: messenger RNA, 3117 nt
Organism: Cyphellophora europaea CBS 101466
Lineage: Eukaryota; Fungi; Ascomycota; Eurotiomycetes; Chaetothyriales; Cyphellophoraceae
Exons: 2
Coding region: 1-3117 (1038 amino acids)
Source: RefSeq, a predicted model, not a curated record
AUGAGCAACGUUGACGUGCAAUACGGCGAGCGCCUGCUGCCUAAAGUCGUCGACGACAUAGCACGUAAUUCACCGGACAAGGUCUUUGCUACCAUUCCUCUCACCUCAGACUGGCGCGACGGCUCCCGCGAUGUCACUUACCGCGACCUCAGCAAAGGCGUUGAUCGUGCUGCCUGGUGGCUUAAGGAGAACGUCUUGUCGAGGACCCAAUUCGAGACACUGGCGUACACCAGUGCCAAUGAUUUGAGAUACUGCUUCUUCACCUUGGGCGCAGUCAAAGCCGAUUUCAAGCUUUUGCUGACCUCGCCACGGAACUCAGUCGAUGGCAUGUCGGCACUUCUGCGCAACACACACUGCCAGACAUGGUUGACCUCCCGUCCAGCCCCCAAACUCAUCUCGGACUGCCAGGCACACCUGUCGAUCUCAGUCAUCGAGAUCCCGGAUCUGACUGACUUCCUGGACGGCACCGUGGAGAUUGAGCGGUUUCCCUUCGAAAAGGCGUUCUCCGAGGCAAAGCAAGAGCCUUUUGUCGUCCUUCACACCUCUGGCUCCACGGGUCUUCCCAAACCAGUUGUGCUCAAGCAUGCCGGGUUGGCAUGCAUCGACGCGCUGAGAAACAUCCCGCCCCAACCCGGUUUCGAUCUUGUUCAACACUGCUUCGUGUACGACUAUGACUCAUUCUACGUCGCCAUGCCGGCCUUCCACGCAGCAGGCAUCUUCAUGAUGCUAGCCAUGCCGGCCUUCUCAGGAGCCAAGGUAAUCAUGGACUCACCUGCAUCUCCCAUGACAGCAGAUGCGGUGAACAAAGUGCACCUCCACGCGAAGCCAGACGCCAGUCUCCUUGCACCGUCAAUUUGGGAUGACCUCGUCCAGAAUCCAGCAUAUCUGGACAAUCUUCGCGGCCUCAAAGGCGCCAUGUGGGGUGGAGGACCUCUGACACAGCACACUGGUGAGGUGUUGCGAAAUUUCGCCAGGAUCAUCAAUAUGUACGGAUCGACCGAGGCGAUGCUGCUACCUCUGCGGGUGCCGGAUCAGGAAGCUUUCAACUACUUCCGAUUCUAUCCCGAGUAUGGUAUAGAGAUGCAGCCGCGUGAAAGUGGGCUUAGCGAGCUGGUGAUUCACCGGAAGCCCGAGGCGGAGAGGCUGCAGGCCAUUUUCACCACAUUUCCCAGCCUGUCUGAGUACUCUCUGAAAGAUCUCUUCUCGCCUCAUCCUACCAAAGCUGGGCUGUGGAGGUACGAAGCCCGUGCCGACGACGUGAUGGUGCUGGGCAAUGGCGAGAAGCUGAAUCCCCUGGCAAUGGAGCAGAUUAUCAGCUCAGUCCCAGCAGUACGCGCUGUUCUGGUAGUUGGACAUGCACGAUUGCAGACUGCCUUGCUGGUGGAGGCCGUUGCGCCACCAACAACUUUAGAAGAACGUGCCUCGCUUGUCGCGGUCAUCAAGCCCGCCAUUGAGCAUGCAAACCAGGGAUGUCCAGGCUAUGGUCGGCUGUCUGAUUCGAUGAUUCUCUUCACCGUCCUAGACAAGCCGAUGCUGAGAGCAGGGAAGGGCACGAUCCAGAGACAGCUAACCCUCGACCUCUACGCCGAAGAGAUCGAUCAGAUGUACGCAGCCACAGACCUACACACGCUGGUCGACCUCCCUCUUGAAGAUAGCGAUGCUCUAUCUCAGGCUUUGUUUGACCUCAUCAGCAAGACGGCGCAGGUCGAUAUCGACGAUUACAGUGCGGAUUUCUUCGCGAGUGGCGUAGACUCGCUCGCCGCCCUGGUCACCAUGAAGCACAUCAAGGCAGCUUUCGCCCGGCGCAAGAUCGACACCCGGCUCGUGUCCACGCCACUGUUCUACCAGAAUUCGUCGAUCCACAAGCUCACUCGGAAGAUUCUGGAGCUGUAUCGGUCUGGUGGCAGGGCGCAGCCAGACGCUCAAGGCGACGAAGAUGAGCGAGAGAUGCAGGAAAUGUUUGAGAAAUACUCUGACGGACUGCUUAACGGUCAAGUGUUGAAACAGCCACGCAGCUCAGCCACCGUCAUUCUAACCGGCUCCACGGGAUCAUUGGGCUCCUACCUCUUGCACAGCUUGAUAUCUGACCCCGGUGUCCGCCAGAUCUACUGCAUGAACCGCAAUGUGGAUUGCAAAGACCGACAAGUCAAAUCGAACGCCAAUCGAGGCUUGACGACCGACUUCAACAAGGUGACCUUCCUGCAAGCCGAUUUCUCUGCAGCUCGUAUCGGCUUGAAGCGGAACCAGUGGGACGCAGUGUUGAGCAGUGUCACGCACGUCAUCCACAACGCAUGGCCUGUCGACUUCAACUUGUCGCUUGCCUCUUUCGCUCCGUCUCUGCAAGGUGUUAGAAACCUGCUCGACUUCACAGCCUCUGCUGGCGCAUCCAUGCUGUUCAUCUCCAGUAUCUCGACCGUGGGCAACUGUAACAAGCGCCCGAUCCCCGAACAGGCGGUCAAGGAAUGGAAGUCGGCACAGAAGCUAGGCUACGCGCAAAGCAAAUUGGUAGCUGAACGACUCUGUGACGUGGCGGCUUCCGAAAGGAAUAUUGAUGUAGCGGUUGCUCGUGUGGGUCAGGUGGCCGGACCCGUGCAGCACGAGCUUGGAUCAUGGAACCAAGCAGAGUGGCUGCCUACAUUGAUUGCCAGCGCAGACAAGAUGCGACUGCUACCCUCAAGCUUGGGUGCAAUGGCGGCCAUCGAUUGGAUUCCGGUGGAUGAACUCGCCCAGGUUCUCCUCGAAAAGGCACUGCCAGGCGGCAAUGAUUGGUUCCAUGCUGUCAAUCCCAGAAGAACCAGUUGGAAGACAAUGUUACCGGUCGUUGAGCAGCAUCUGAACCGUGGGAACGGUCAGCAUACGAUUCAAGUAUCAUAUGGGGAAUGGGUGCAAGAACUCGAAAACCGAGCAUCAAGGGACGAUAUUCGAGAGAACCCAGGGUUUCGUCUAUUGCCGUUCUAUCAGAGCUUGGUGGUGGAAGACAAGGAGAACGUAGAUGUGAGCGUUGAAGGGGAGUUGUUCUCAUUGGACAAGUCCAUGGCCAGCAGUCAGCAUUUGGCCCAUUUACAGGCGGUGCAGCCCGAAUGGAUGGAGCUGUGGAUGAGACAAUGGGGAUAUUGA